UAUAACUAACUAAAUGCAGAAAAACACUGAUGACGCUGACAUGUUCCCGCCCACAUCAAAGAUGUUUUAUAUAGGCCAUGAGUUCCUGUCUGCUGUCAAGUUAGACAAUGAGGCUGAGAGCGUUUCUGAUUGCAGUGUCAGACUUGGACUGAACCUUGCCUACACAAACUAUCAACAUGUCUGCUAUCUGGGUUAAGAUCUCCACCAUCCUCUGUCUGUGCUACGCAGCAGAGAUGAAAGGAGUGAUUUGGAAAGAAGCCGGACAGUACAUCACAAUCCAGUGCAGAAUUACCACUCGUCAAGACAGUCUGAAUUUAAAAAAGGGCAUCAACAAGGAGACUGUUAUUGUUACUAUAGACGGAGCCACAAAAAAAGAGACUGUUGUUGCAGAAAUGAGGGAAAGAGUUCAGAUACAUGAAAAAUUCCCCAAUGUGGAUAUUCUCAUCAAAAACUUAAGCAGAAGUGACACUGGACCGUACUGGUGUGAAUAUACAGGAACAGACGAAACAAUGUACACUCAACAAACGACAACAGGCGACGGGUCUGUGCUGCUGGUGGUGCCUGGAGACAGCCAAGCAGCAGCACCAACCAAACCGCCGAAGGAAUGUGAUCCAUCACGUCUGAGCAUGGCGGUGGUAUAUAUUGUCAUCGCUGUUGCCGUCCUCUUCAUCAUUAUGAUCUUCUUUAUCGUGUGGAUCAUGCGCAAGAACAAGACCUCAGACAACAUGGUGAAACCGAGGCGUAUGGAAAAUGAUGUUUAUGAGGACAUGCGAGGAACCAUCAGGCGCUGAGGAUACGAGACUGCAGGAAGCUGACAUGCCUGAAACUCUUGAAACCGCGGAGCACAGAGACAGAAGUGAUGCAGGUUACACAACACUGCAGCUCCUGCGCGUCUCGAACAAAUGCACACUUUAAAAAGCCAAGCCUGUGUGUUGACGCAAGAGCAUGUCAGUAACAACAAAGAAGGGAACGGAUAAAGUGGUCCGGAAAAUACUUUGUAAAUGUUGUCUAUAUAGUUUUUCUAAACUAGAAAACAGAAGUAUUAUGUGUAGCACAGACUUUUUGAAAAUCUUAUAAUUAUGUUUUAUUUUUAUUUUAUUUUAUUUUUUUUGUAACGUCUUUAGAGAAUGUUGUACUUGAAAAGAAAAAAAGAAAAAAGGGGAGCAGGAAAAUAAUAAUAAACCCAAUCAAACUCAGGGAACAGGAGGGGUUUUAAACAAUUUCAUCCACGGAAUCUUCUAUUCUGUUCUCAGACGUCUUCAGUAACAAUCAGGUCAUGACACGGCGUCUACGCUGAGUUUGUGAACAUUUUCAAAACGUAUAGAUGUCUUGUGAACUUGUCAACGCAGGUUUCAACUCACUGAUCUCUUAGUUAUUUUAGGACCAGCAGUGUCACCAAACUAUGAUGCUCUCUGUUAUAUAGGGCUUGUAAAAAUAGUCUUGAACAUUUCCAGCAGACGGCGGGUGUCUACAAUCAACAGGUUCUAACUAAGUUUCUGCCAAAGGAAUAUUACACAUCCGAAUAGAUUUCAAUAGAUUUGCACAUAGUAGUAGGAAGAAAUCAGUGAAAUGGUUUUUUUUAGAUUGUGGUUCUUCCAGUAUUUUGGUGAUGAAAAUAUGUUUUGUAAUAGACUAAAGAAUAAAUUCUUGGUGCUAUUUAACAGUACACUGUAAAGUAGCUCAAGGUUUGUUUUAGCGCUAUGUAGGAUACCAUACUAUGUAUGUAAUAGAAUUGUCUGUAUUUUCUAAUCUACAUCAAUAAAAGUUUUGCCAAGUU
Molecule: messenger RNA, 1777 nt
Organism: Fundulus heteroclitus (mummichog)
Lineage: Eukaryota; Metazoa; Chordata; Actinopteri; Cyprinodontiformes; Fundulidae
Exons: 4
Coding region: 177-791 (204 amino acids)
Biological process (GO): adaptive immune response
Cellular component (GO): membrane
Molecular function (GO): signaling receptor activity
Source: RefSeq, a predicted model, not a curated record